Molecule: messenger RNA, 603 nt
Organism: Aethina tumida (small hive beetle)
Lineage: Eukaryota; Metazoa; Arthropoda; Insecta; Coleoptera; Nitidulidae
Exons: 2
Coding region: 49-540 (163 amino acids)
Source: RefSeq, a predicted model, not a curated record
AAAAUCUGUCAAAGCUGAUUAAUGAACUAACCUAAUACACUUAUAAAAAUGGUAAAAUUUUCUACUGUAACAGUUGGGGUUGUUUUACUCUAUGUCCUCCCAAUUAAAUACAUCGUGACCUCAAUUAUCGAGUAUUAUAAAAAUAGACCAGCCCACAUGAAAAAGAAAACAGCUAUAGUGCUUAUGGACAAAAUUGGCAUGAAUUUUGAAAAAGCACGUGAAUACGCGAAACAAAAAUGUAAAUUAAUUAUGGCAGGUAAAGACGUGGUCAAAUUGGAACAGGCUAAACGAGACUUGGUCACAAUAACAAAAAACAAAAACAUUUACGUGAUUAUAGUAGACAGUUCUUGUAAGCAAAGUUUAAGCGGAUUAUUGGAAAGUAUUAUGAAAACGGAGAACACAAUCGACAUAUUAAUUAACAACGACGGGUUCGAAAUAACUGAAAUGGACUUAAACUUUCACAAGCAGGAACUGGCCAAAGAGAGGCUGGAGACUCAUUUUCAUAACUUUUUUUACAAACUUCAGUCAAAUACUCCUUAAAGUCACAUUAGAAAUAAAAUUGUUUUAAAUAACAAACUGUCUAUAGUUUUCCCCAUUCAUAAA